AUGGCUCAACCACAAGCUGAGGCAGCAGCAGCACCAGCAGCAGCUGCUGCUGCUGCUGGUGCUGCAGUUGCUGCUGCUCCUGCAGCAGCACAGAAGGCAAAUAAGGAGGAGAGGGGCAUGCAGCGGGGAGCAGCAGCAGACCUUGCUAUUGCUGCUCUAGGGGACGGCCCGCUGCUGCAGCAAAAGGACCUUGAGCUGCUGCAGCAGCUACCCAUCACGGAGGAGCUGCAGCAGCUGCUGCUGCAGCGCCAGGCAUUGUUUGAGCUGGCAGGACCGCAGGAUGGGUCACAGCAACAGCAGCAGCAGGUAGUUGCUGCUCGCAGCAACAGCAGCAGCAGCAGCAGCAGCAGCAGCAAGUGGGGUUUAUGGAGCAUCCCUAGGGCGCUAUCAUCAGGCCUUCGACAGGUCGGCGUGCUGCUGCGUCUAAGCCGCAGCAGCAACGACGCAGCAGCAGCAGCAGCAGCAGCAGCAGCAGACGAAGCAUUAGCAUGGUUACCUAGACAGGGUCUGCUGCUGGGGUGUACGUACACCCCAACUAUUAGCUUAACGACAGAGCAACCGCUGCCGCAGCAUUUGCUGCCGCCGCAGCUGCGGGCACUGCAGCAGCAGCCUGUGCUGCUUGCUGCAGCAGCAGGAGAAUUUUCUUUGAUGCUGCCUCUGUUUGACGCCUGGUGGAGGACGUGGCAGAAGCAGCAGCAGCAGCAGCAGCAGCAGCAACUGCAACUGCAGCAGCAGCAGCAAUCCUGUCCCUGCAGCAUGAAAAGAGCUGCAGCAGAGGAGACACCCCAAUCAGACAGUACUGUCCCCUCUAUUGAUGACAGCCCAAGCAGCAGCAGCAGCAGCAGCCCAACCAACAGCAGCAGCAGCAGCAGCCCAAGAAACACGAGCAGCAGCAUCAGCAGCAGCAGCAGCAGCAGCAGCAGGCCGAUGCAGCCGGUGGCGGACUAUAGGGGUAUGCUGCUGAACUUGAACUGUACAUCAGAUUGCUGCAGCAUAUCAUUGUCUGCUGCUCCUUCUGCUGCUCCUGCUCCUGCUGCUCCUGCAGCAGCAGCAGCAGCAGCAGCAGCAGCAGCAACAGUGUCUCUUUUCUCCUCAGCAGGGAGACUGUCUAUCCCGCUGCAGCAGCUAGCCAAGCUAGCCACCCUUGCUCAGUUCCAUAUGCUUACUGCCCCUGCACACAAUCCGCAGAAGCAGCAGCAGCAGCAGAAGCAGCAGCAGAAGCAGCAGCAGCAGCAGCAGCAGCAGGAACAGCAGCAGCAGCAGGUAGGGAGGAAGGCCCAAAGAAAGGCAGCUAUGCUGUCUAUUAAGGCACUAGUAGGUCUUAUUGAUGCCUUAGUUGGGGAGGCGCAGCAGCAGCUGCAGCGCAUGCAUUGCUGCAGCAGCAGCAGCAGCAGCAACGGGGAUGCAUGCCGCUGCACUGGUCCUUGCUGCAAACGUACACUUCCUUCUGUCUAUUAUAGACAGCAGGACCUGCAGCAGCAGCAGCAGCAGCAGAAGCAGCAGCAGCAGAAGCAGCCUCCUCCUGUUGUUGUCCCUCAUCUGGUAGCACAUCUACGGUGUACAGACAGCAUAGAAGGUGUUCGUGCUGCUGCUGCUGCGCUGCAGCAGCUAAUUGCUGCUGCACCUGCAGGCCUAGUAGGAGGUAUUCAUAUAUCAGGUGCAUGCAAGGCAGCAACUCCUUUGCUGCAAAGGAGACAGCUUGUUGCUGCAGCAGCACAUGAGCUUUCUCCUGCUGCUGCUGCUGCAGCAGCAGCAGCAGCAGCACCGGCACCAGAGCGGCCGCUGCUGCGCGUGGUAUCUGUGCAUGCAGCAGCAGGACCCCUUGAGCUGCUGCAUGCGCUGCUGCUGGGUGCAGACAUAGUAGAGGGUGGUGCUGCUGCUAGCGGCAGCAGCGCAGCAGCAGGAAUAGCAUGGAGCUUUGGUAUACCAUCAGAGGAAGAAAUUGCUGCUGCUGCUGCAGAACUGCAGCAGCAGCAGCAGCAGCAGGGAGACGUGCUGCUCGCGCUGCAGCAGCUCGAGCAGCUGCCACACGAACACCUUCGGCUGUAUAGGCAGCUAAAUUUAAUGUCUUCUUUGUAUAGGGAUGACACCAGGUGUAUAGACGGUACACCUAGCAGCUGCAGCUACAGCAGCAGCAGCAGCAGCAGCAGCAGCAGCAGCAGCAGCAGCUCAACAGCAACGGGAGUACCAGGCGAUACAGAAGAUGAAAUGGAUGCAGACGAAGCAGAAAAACAGCAGCAGCAGCAGCAGCAGCAGCAGGAGCAGCAGCAGCAGCAUAUAGGGUAUACAUCCUGCGUAAAAGAGAGCCGCUGCUAUCUACAUCAUUUGCUGCUGCAGGAAGAACUAAAUGCACCGUCGCUGCUGCAGCAGCACAAUGCUGAGUGCUGCCUCUCUUUUGCUGCUGCUGCUGCUAGCAGCAUAGCAAGAGGAACUGCUGCUGCAUUUGUUCAUUGCUUCCUCAAGACACAGACACUUACCCCACAGCAAUAUGCUGCAGAGUUCCCUGGUGCUGCUCCUGUUGCUGCACCUGCUGCUGCUGCUGCUGCUGCAGCAGCACCAAGUCCGUUUGCUGCUGAUGAUGGUCAUGAUGCUGCUGCUGUAGCAGAAAAUUCAGAGGAGAAGAAGCGGGAAGAGCAGCAGCAGCAGCAACAGCAGCAGCAGAAACAGGAAGAACAGCAACAGCAGAAACAGGAACAACAACAGCAACAGGAACAGCAGAAACAGGAACAGCAGCAACAGCAGCAGGUGCAGCAACAGAAACAGGAGCAGCAGAAGCAGGAGGAGCAAAAAGAAACAACACCUGUCUCUGCAGCAGCAGCAGCAGCAGCAGCAGCAACAGCAGCAGCAGGAGAGGAAGCAAGUCAAGGUAUAUCACCAGCAGCAAAUCAAGGGACCCAAGGCUUACUGUACACUAGAAGCGGCAGCAGCAACAGCAGCAGCAGCAGCUGCUGCAGCGGCAGCAGCAGCAUGGAACUAGAGCCCUCAGCUGUACCCGUCAAGCGUUCGCGCGGCCGCCCUCGCCGCAGCAGCAGCCUUGGAGCCAAUGACUUUAUUAUUAUUAGCAACAGCAGCAGCAGCAGCAGCAGCAGCAGCAACAGCAGCAGCAGUGCAGCAGCUGCUGCUGAGAGCAGCAGCACCUUCAUUAAAACUGGCAGCAGCAGCAGCAUCUCCUUCCAGAAGAGGCGACGCAUGCAGAACUGA
Eimeria maxima is the source of this 3201-nucleotide messenger RNA. RefSeq lists its product as hypothetical. Gene Ontology annotation, biological process: regulation of transcription by RNA polymerase II; tRNA modification. NCBI's taxonomy places the organism in Eukaryota, Apicomplexa, Conoidasida, Eucoccidiorida, Eimeriidae. The coding region runs from base 1 to 3201 and encodes 1066 amino acids. The transcript has a single exon. Gene Ontology annotation, cellular component: mediator complex. Gene Ontology annotation, molecular function: transcription coactivator activity; pentosyltransferase activity. The record is from RefSeq and is a predicted model, not a curated record.